This is a messenger RNA of Pseudoliparis swirei, 1342 nucleotides long. RefSeq names its product DNL-type zinc finger (gene dnlz). Lineage: Eukaryota; Metazoa; Chordata; Actinopteri; Perciformes; Liparidae. The transcript has 3 exons. Gene Ontology annotation, cellular component: mitochondrion. The record is from RefSeq and is a predicted model, not a curated record. Bases 518 to 1270 code for a protein of 250 amino acids. Gene Ontology annotation, molecular function: zinc ion binding; protein-folding chaperone binding. Gene Ontology annotation, biological process: protein stabilization; protein folding; protein import into mitochondrial matrix.
UAUUCUCCUAGUUCUCUUCAUUCUGGCCACACAUGAUUUCCGUUUUGUUGAUCACAUGUUUGUAUUUUGAAAAAGUAACAGUCAGAUAAUUGUUAUGAAGCAAACAUGUAAUUAUAUAUCUGCCUGCAUGUAGCAUAACAUGGACAAUACAAAUCAAUAUAACAUUUAAUUUGUAGGCUGCUUAAUUACAGUACUUGAGAACAUGUAUAGUUAUUUUUAACAAGUGAAACAACUAUUAGCAGAUAAUGUUAUUCUAAACAGAGCUCAGCAUGUUAAUAGAAACUCGACCAUGAAACGCAUAAACAUUUAUUCCCUCUCUUUAGAAUGAUAGUUGUAUGCACACAUUUGGUAAUUUCCCCACACACGCACGGCCCGCUGCUAUUAUUUAGUUGGAAGAACAAUUUGCUCAUGAAGUUUAUUUUGAAAACGUACAACGUGUGUGACGUCAUCAGUCCACGACGAAGUGCGUGUUGAUGAAACCGGAGAAUCCACGUCGAUGUCCUUGUAGACGCCAGUCAUGUUGGUUUUACAUAAAUGUUUUGAUAUCGUACGUCCGUCCGGCUCCUUGAGGACGGUGCUGACGAUCGGCCGGUGGAUUCGGUGUUUUCACAGCCCGUCGGUACCGGCCGGACUGCCCGGUUCUGCGCUCUCCUGUCGUCAUCCAGGACCGACGACAACCACAUGCAGGUCGGAGUUCCCCUCCUCACAAAACCGGGCUAGUUUGCACGUCGUGCUCCCUGCUGCCAGUUUUAAAAGUUCUAGAUCAUUCUCAACGUCACCGAGGAGCAGAAGUGACGCGAUUGGAAAGAUCCAGACGAAGCACUACAAACUCGUUUACACAUGCAAGGUUUGCUCCACCAGGUCCACAGAGAAGGUAUCCAAGCAGGCCUAUCACAAAGGUGUUGUGAUCGUGACAUGUCCCGGAUGUAAGAACCACCAUAUCAUUGCUGAUAACCUGAGCUGGUUCUCUGACCUGGAGGGAAAGAGAAACAUUGAGGAAAUCCUUGCUGCCAAAGGAGAGACGGUGAAGAGGAUUGAAGGAAGUGCUGCUUUGGAGAUUGAGGAAAUCCUUGCUGCCAAAGGAGAGACGGUGAAGAGGAUUGAAGGAAGUGCUGCUUUGGAGAUUGAGGAAAUCCUUGCUGCCAAAGGAGAGACGAUGAAGAGGAUUGAAGGAAGUGCUGCUUUGGAGAUAUUGGUGGAGGAAUCUAUCAAAGACAAGUCUCAACGUGGGAAAAACACAGAGAAAUCAGAUGACCCAGAAAAACAAUAAUGCUGUAUUUACACUGUAUAUGUAUAUUGUGAGAUAUGUUUGUAUUUUAAUUAUAUAAUAAUCACAAAUGUU